Messenger RNA from Zingiber officinale, 1506 nucleotides. RefSeq lists its product as uncharacterized. The transcript has 14 exons. The record is from RefSeq and is a predicted model, not a curated record. The coding region runs from base 154 to 1245 and encodes 363 amino acids. NCBI's taxonomy places the organism in Eukaryota, Viridiplantae, Streptophyta, Magnoliopsida, Zingiberales, Zingiberaceae.
GGCAUCCCAACUGCUCAAUUGUCAUGAGUGGAGGGGUCUUGAAUCCAGGUAUCGGGUUCGCUUCCGGAGGAGGUGAGCGCGACGCGAGCAAUAGUUAAGAACCCUAGCGAUGGUGGGGGAGGCCCUUGCGGUUUUACGAGGGUUUUGAUCGCCAUGGCGCUCGGGAAGCUCACUAUAGUCAUUGGCGCAGGUAUAAUUGGGACUGUUCUCUCAAAGGAUGGGCAAUUAUCUGAUGUUACAAAAUUCUUUUCUGGUGCUUUCAAGAUUGUGACAAGACACUUGAAACAAGACAACUCUCAGUCGACAAGUAAACCACAAACUGAUUCUCUAUUAGCUCAGGUCAAUACUCUUAGAGAGGAGUUGCAAAUCUUGGCUUCCUCAAGAUCAGUUACGAUCAUUACUGGUGGAGGACCAGGUUCUGCAAGAUUUGGUGUUACAACUGUCAUUGUUGUUGGAGCUCUUGGAUAUGUCUUCAUAUGGUGGAAGGGAUGGAAACUUUCAGAUUUGAUGUUUGUUACUCGGCGUGGCUUCUCGGAUACUUGCAAUUGCAUUGGCAGACAGUUAGAUCUUGUUUCAUCAUCUGUUUCGGCUGCUAAGCGACAUUUAUCUUCGAAGAUUGACCAUGUAGAUAGUAACUUGGAGGAGUGCAAGGAGCUUGCCACGGCAACCAAGUUGGAGGUGUCGGAGCUAAAUGGGGACUUAAGUUUGGUUUGUUCUGAUAUAGAAUCUGUCCAGUGUGCUGUUGAGACUCUGAGGUCAAAGCUUGAUCGGAUUGAAGGAACUCAGGACUCGACAUUGAGAGGAGUCUAUGAUCUUUGCCAGUUUGUUGGGAAAUUAGAGCAAGGAAGGAAUAAAGAACAUAUUCAGGACUCACCGCAGCGAACAAUUGAAUUUCCACAAAUAACUGCUGUCACGGCACUCUCUUUAACACCAUUGUCCACAGAAUCAGUGUCAUUAUCAGAAUCACCAUUACUGUCUAUACCAUCUACUCCUCAUGGGAAUCCCAGGGUUCUGCAUUCAUCAGCAGUUGUAUCCACUUCAGGACUAAAGGAUUUGCAGGGCUUUUCAAACACUACUAAACAGGGAAAUUCUAAGGUAACUAUUUCUCCAGGAAACACAUCUAAAGUUUCAAAUGGAACUACUACUGAACAAUGCAACAGUAGUGCACCGCCAAGUUCUUCUCGAUCCUUGUGGAAGUUCCCAAGCAUCAAUAUUCUUUCAAGAAACCGAAAAGCUAUCAGUUAGCGUUUAAUUACUUAUAAUAUACCAUCAUCUUAAACUGGUCGGUACAUUUUUGUAGACGUAUAGAUUUAUUGCAAGCAGUUGAUUUGUUCCAAUUGCAAUCCGCUUGGAACCUUCAACUUGAGGGAAGUGAUUUGUUCCAAUUGCAAUCCGCUUGGAACCUUCAACUUGAGGGAAGUACUACAAUGUUUCUUAACAAUCUCCAAUGUGGAUGCCAUAUGAAGCAAUUGCUGUUUAAUUGCAUUUAAAAAAAAACAUAAUGCA